Messenger RNA from Marchantia polymorpha subsp. ruderalis, 3957 nucleotides. NCBI's taxonomy places the organism in Eukaryota, Viridiplantae, Streptophyta, Marchantiopsida, Marchantiales, Marchantiaceae. The record is from the annotation of a GenBank genome assembly.
GGAGGAGAGAGAUAGAGAUAGAGAGCGCGCGAGGCAGGCCUAGACUCUAGAGAGAUCCUACAUCGGCCAACAUCACAAGGAAGCAGCAGAGGCAUUGUGCAAGCAAGGGACGGAUAGUCGCAGUCAGGAGUCAGAGCAAGCUCAGGAGGAGAGCUGUUCCAGUGCAGAGGAGGUCCUGUCCGCACCGGUAGAGAGAGGGAGAAGGAAGAGAGAGGGAGAGACGCGGUCAGACGGACAGACAGAGCCAGAGAGAGAGAGCAGCAGCAGCUGCUGCUGCUACCGUCGUAGCUGCCUAUGCCUAUGCCCGCCCUGCACUCACUCACUCUGAUGACUGACGGGAUCAUUACUUGCUUACUUACUUGUCGACUGGCGGCCCCUCCCCUCGCAAGUGCAUGACGAGGUGAAACUAGACAGACCACGCCAGCGGUAAAAUAGAACAAGAUUUGGAAUCCGUUUCCAAUGCUCAAUGCUGCUGCUGGCAUUGAACCUGGAGAGUGACAAGCCAGAGCCAAAUAUCUGAGCAUAGUGAGAGAGAUAGAUAGAUAGAGAGAUAGAGAGAUAGAGAGAGAGAGAGGGAGAGAUAGAUAGACGGGGGACGAGAAGAUGCAAAAAUUAGUUGCAGCGGCAGCCACGUAUGUCCGAGGCCAUUCGAAGAUUCCACUGAAUGUCCACACUGAAUGCCCGUCGACUCCAGCUUCGGCGUAACAUGGCGCAGGGAUCCGGUGGCUUUUCCUUGCGGGUAGUCGCUCAUCGUCAAGCUCGACGACAGGAAUGUAACGGGAAGGCUGAGGCGGAAGCGGGGAAGGCAGUGGCCGCGCUGGUCUGAGAGAGAGACGCAGUGAGGGGGUGGAGGGGAGGGGAGGGGAGCGAGGGCCGGGGAGGGGGGAAGCGAGAGUACAAUCUCGCGAGCUCGACAGUUAGCAAACAGUGCGACGGGAAUAAGAGCACAGCUUCAUUUAUUGAGCACGGUGACCGUACGCAACAAGGUAUUACCUACUCAAAUGCGUGUCAGAAGGAGGGAACCUGAAAGCUCCUCGCAAAUUGCUCAAGGCAGCAGUUCAGAUAGAGACUUGAUUCAUCACGGAGGACCAGGCAAUUGCAGCCCAUCUCGAUCAGUUCGUUCGGUUCGGAAGCGGCACAAGCUGUUGCCGAGAGUACUUCAACCCCUCGCCGUCUGGCUGCUGUUGCUGCUGCUGCCGCCGCUGCUUGGCUUGGCUUUCUCAGACAAGUACUCCUCUGAUGACGAACGUCUCGGCCCCGCAACGCUGUUGGUGUGAGACGAAAUCGUCGCAACAGAACCCACCUCGCUCGAAGCAACUUGCGCCCAGAGGCGGAGGCGGCAGUUGAGAGAGCGCCGUGGGCCAAUGACAAUGUGGACGCUGUGAGCAUCCCUCGUCGACCGAAGGCGCUCACUCUCUCGGUGCUCGACCGCAAUGGCUUCGACCAGAGUCAGCGGGGCCUCGGCCUGGAUGGCUGGUAGCUCCUCGAAUUUGAGGCUGCCAUCAUCUAUACCUUUCCUCGAAGACGACCCCAACCCAAGGUGGAGGCAUACACCGGCACCGUGCCAGCAGAACCAAAUGACCCAAGAACAUUCUCUGGUUAAGGACGACCUGCCAUCGAGCAUCGGUUUCUCCCAGGGGCUGUCGGAUAUACCGAGCUCGACCUACUCCAAGGGGAUCUUGGAGGAAGACUGGUACAUGACCACUGAGAACUCGCUGAUGGAUGAAAUGAAGGAGCUUUCUUAUGCUGCGUCGUCUCUGGCGACGCAAUCCGAGCCCAUGACUUCGUCCCAUUACAGCUUAGACUCAACUCAUCUCAAUUUUCUCUCGCGCAAUGCGAGCAAGAAUUUCAACUCUGCAGACAAUAGAUCGUACUUAUCCAAUUUCAUGGAGGGAGGAGGACUCCCUUUCGACACUUCAGGCACUGGUCCGCUCAACAGCUUCGGUCACACAGGGCCCCAUGGAGGAGGAGCAGGAGUAGUAGGAGGCCACAACGGGAACGCCAUCCUUCACAAUCACGGUCAAAUUGGCCUCAGCACCAGCAGUCCCCUCGCGGGCAACAAUCAAUUUUCAGGAAGCAACAUGAGCAUCCUUCCAAACUCAGGCCUGGUCGCCGGAAAUUCUGGAUUUUCAAACUUGCACUCGAACUCGAACAGCCUUAACGAGAGCAUGCUCUUGAGCAACAUCAGUUCCAGACCCACACUGGGCGGCAGCAGCUUCGGCCAGAAUCUCAGCGGUUUUCUCAAUGGUGGAAUAAGCAACGCCUUCAGCUGCGGUUCGGGACCUCCCAUCGACGCGAAUUUCGCUCAGAGCCUCAGCUCGAGCAUGGCCAGGGGCGCUGCUUCCGUUGACAUGUUCAACAGCAACAACCACAACUCGCUGGGCAGGACCAUUGCAGGCAACACGAUCAAGAGCACUUCUCCUCUCUUGAAUGUGGACAAACCUCCUUUCCGGUCCAAGGCUGGAGUUCUGAGCCCCGAUGCCGUGACAGCCACGGUUGCAGGCUCUCAGCAGACAAUUUUCCAAAAGCGAGCAGCAUUACGGCGGACUGUCUCGUCCUCUGGCGGAUCGAUAUCCCCCAAGCUGAAGACGCACCCUCAGCUCGUCACUUCAGUUUCCAAUGACUCCUCCGUAGAUAUGCCCGACGAAGAGAGCCCAAACAUAAAAAAUCCGAGCAAGGGGAAGAAGGCCGUGUCCCCGGCGUCCAGGGUCGACAAGCGGCCCCCAGCACUGCCCUCUGGCUCGGACGAAAUGGCCGAUGGAGACCAGGAUGACGGCAAAGAUGACGACGAUAUGGACGAAAGCGGAGAUGUGUCUGGGAUGCUCUACGAGGACGAUGCAGCUGGCAUGGACGGUGCUGCCGCUGGUCAAGGUAUGCUACAAAGUGGUGGUCACUCUGGGGAGAAGGGCAAGGGCAAAAAAGGCUUGCCUGCGAAGAAUCUCAUGGCAGAAAGGAGGCGACGGAAGAAAUUGAAUGAUCGACUGUACAUGCUUCGAUCUGUGGUACCCAAAAUUACAAAGAUGGACAGAGCAUCAAUCCUUGGGGACGCAAUCGACUACUUGCGGGAUCUUGUUGCAAAGAUUCAUGAGCUGCAUGCGGAGCUGGACGGGGACACAGCUGCUGACAAACCUCCGCCUUUGAGUCCUUCAGCCCCUCUACCUAUGCAGAUUACAUCCGCUCUUGCAUAUCGUGUUAAGGAGGAGCCUCCAUCAACCUUCCCCGAUCUAACACCCACUACGAUUGAGGUCUCAGCGAAGGAGGAAGGCAAGGCACUUAACAUUCACAUGCUGUGUGCACGGAAACCGGGACUCUUACUUUCGAUCAUGCGUGCGCUGGAUGGACUCGGGCUUGAAGUCGAACAAGGAGUUGUUAGCUGCUUCAACGGUUUCGCUCUAGAUAUCUUCCGGGCAGAGCAACUUAGUGGCUUGGAUGUCGGCCCGGAAGAGAUCAGACAAGCCCUACUUCUCACAACAGGAGCGAGCCCUGUAGAGCAAAAUGUGAUUCUUCAGUAAAGUAUAUACCUUCUCACCAGAGAUUUAGAAAAUCACCAGACAAUUCAGCUCUGUCUCAGGGUAGUGUAUAUUAUAUUUCAUCGUUUGUAAGUCCUGUAUCCGUCAUUUCACACAAAGGUGGAGAAAUCUCACGUCCUCCCGGGCCAUGCUGGAGGGGCGGUGAAGACAAACAGGAUUAGGCAUACGAGAUUAUUAGUAGCCUUGAUUCUAGACCGUGCUUAGUUUUAAUAGUAAACAUGCAACCUCCAUCAUAGAUAUAGAGUCAGGCCAAAAGAUGGCCUCCAAUUUUUGACUCGACGAAGGCUAGGAGUUGGUUUCUCACUCACUACGAGCUUCGCUUCAUGUGGCAUGUGUAAAUGGAGUUUUGGGUUAUAUAUGUUCCCGUGAGUCGGUCCGAGCAGCUGUGAUCACAAUAUGAAAAAGUUACAAAGAGAUUCAUCUCCUG